UUAUUUAAAAAGAAAAAGGGCAGUGCGUUGCAUCCCACGUUACCGCAAGGUUUGGUGAAAGGCCGUACUCAAAUGGUGUAAUGUAAGCAGUCUAACCUGACAAUUACAUCAGUGGCUGCUGCUGUUUCCAAAAACUUCUAUCAAUUUUCAUACUCCAGUGUUAAGAAACUUGACAAAUGCAGCCAUGCAAUCAUGGUGAAGCUUCAAAUAUCAAACAACUUCAGCAGCUUCAUUGUCUUGUUUUAAUUCUGAGCUCUUCUUCUUCCAACAUCAUUGCUUCUCUAAGGCAUUUGGCUGUCAUCUCUACUAAAUGAACACAACAAUAAACUAAUAAUGCAUUUGGAUUUGUGUAUGUAAAUUAAAAAUUGCGCAUUUGGAUUAAAAAAUUAUGUAUAUUUUUUGGAACAAAAAUAUGUAUUUAUUUAUGCAUGAUAUAACAGCUUGGCAAAUAUUUGAUGACGAUGGCAAUGGCAAUGGUAGUUCAACCAAGUCUAACAAAUUAAAAGGAGGCAAAGUUGAGUGAUUAGGGAUGAAUAGCCUUUGAUUGUUUCUUGAUGUUGAUAUGAAGAAGACAUACAUGAACACCAGAAUUUGCUAUGGAAAGUUGGAAAGAUAGUAUUAAGUGGUCAAAGGCACACCACUGAAGCAUCACUAGGUGAGUUCUUCUUUGCAACUUUCCAUUAAUUACUUCUUCUUUCUCCGCUUCUGGUCUGGAGGAUCGUCUGAGUGAUGUUUUAUGUGCUGGGGCAACUUUGCUUUAAUACUAGAUUUAAAAUGUGUGAUGCACAAAAAAAUAGUAGAAUACAAAUGAGAGUACUAAAAAUUAAAAUUAUUUAAUUUUAAAGGUAUAUUAGUAAAUGCUGCUGCAUUAUUAGUUUUAUUAAUUAGUGGAAAAGACAGAGACAUCAUUUUGUGAUGAAGUGCAUAUAAAUCAAGGUAAUCAUAAACUUGCAUUACACCUUAGGAUGGAUGGUACAUUGGAUAUGUUUGAAAUUGAAUUACAAACAAGAUAUCUUUCCUCUAACUAACUGGCAUGCAUGCAUACACGCUAAACUCAUGAGAAUGGGAUCAAUAUUAUGUCACAGAUUAUGGUGGAGGCAGCCUGUCUUACUCUUGAACCGGCAGCAAAGAAUUCAGUGAUGUCUUUAUUAGUGAAGAGAAUGAAAAUGGUAGUUAGCACUAGGUUAGUUGCUGUUAUGCUAUUAUAGUGUCUCUCAUUCUUUGUAUUGUAGCAGAGAAGUCAGUAAGGAGUUGACUAAUGUCAAAGCUUCUAUUUCAAGCGUUUGAGCACUCUUCUGAUCUACAAAAUAAUGAGAAGCAGAGGAUCGCACUUGGAGAGAAUAUAAUGAGGCUCUUGCUGAAGUUGGAAACUAUUCAGGGCUUGCAUCCAAGUUUCAGGGAAACGAGAAAAUCUCUGGCAAGAAAGCUUACAUGCUUUCAACAAAGGCUUGAUUCUGUAAUGGCCAAGAGAUCUCAGCAGCAGACGAAUGAGUUCAUAGACAAGAAGCCUGUUGAAGACAUUUCGGCAAAUUUACAAAAUGAAGAACAUGUGAAGGAUCAACCAGAAGAGAAAGUUGCAGUAUCAUGUGAGGAUUCUUCUGUGGGCAUUAAUGAUGAUAUGAUGGGAAAAGAUAGAAUUGAAUUUCAGUCACCACUUGAUCUGGCAUUGAACGUGGCAGAAGAACCUACUGUGGCACCAAAUGAACACCACUUGAUGAGGAUAUUGCAGCAUCUGAAUUCAACAAGGAUGGUGGAACAAAAGCGUGAACCAGAUCAUGAAGAGGAGGAAGUGGAACCUAUUAUGGAGCUUCCAAUUGGAUUGCUUGAUGAAGAAGAAACAAUAGAGUCCAAAUCUGUGAAGCGGGAUGAAGAUAUGGAACGUAUGAUGGAGCGUCUAAUGGGGUUGCUUGAUGAAGAAGGAACAAUAGUGUUCGAAGCAAUGUGGUGUUGCUACAAAAGACACUCAACCGGGGCCCAAACUGCAGAUGGAAGAGGUUCAAUCUUCUGA
Messenger RNA from Arachis ipaensis, 2008 nucleotides. NCBI's taxonomy places the organism in Eukaryota, Viridiplantae, Streptophyta, Magnoliopsida, Fabales, Fabaceae. The record is from RefSeq and is a predicted model, not a curated record.